CUUCAAUUCCCAUUCAGAUCAUAUACAUACUAAACCAUAGUAAUUAAUGAGCAAUUACAUUCCAACUUCCAAGCCUCAUAAUUAGUUUCCAAUCAAGUACAGAAGCACAAACCAAUUAAGUAACCAAUCCAUAGAUUGCUUUUUGCAUAGUAUAUGAAUAUAUCUAAGAUGGGGAGAUCACCAUUAUGUGAAAAGAAUGGACUGAAGAAAGGUCCUUGGACCCCUGAUGAAGACCAAAAGCUCACUGAUUACAUCCAUAAACAUGGCCAUGGAAACUGGAGGGCCCUCCCAAAGAAUGCUGGUUUGGAAAGGUGUGGAAAGAGCUGCCGACUACGUUGGACAAAUUAUCUGAGGCCUGACAUUAAGAGAGGAAGGUUUUCCUUUGAUGAAGAAGAGACAAUAAUUCAGCUCCAUCGUGUCUUAGGAAACAAGUGGUCAGCAAUAGCUGCAAGCUUGCCGGGAAGAACGGACAAUGAAAUAAAGAAUUAUUGGAAUACUCACAUCAGGAAAAGGCUGCUCAGAAUGGGAAUCGAUCCUGUAACCCAUGCCCCCAGAUUUCUUGACUUCUUUCUUCUUCAACAGAUCAGCCUUUCAAGAUUGUUAGGUGGGCUUAGUCCUCACCUUCUCAGCUCUCGUACUGCUUCUCUACUUUCUUCUCAAAGCCCAGGCCCGAUUACGAAUUUGGGCUUCCAAAAUCCACAAGAUUAUACAAUGACCCAAACUAGCCCAAUCCUGAGCCCGGCUCAAGUCACGGAGCAGCCCAAUACGGACCAGCUCCUUGCCGUGGAUGAAAAUUAUUGGCAGCCCAAUGAGUGGGAAAGUUAUAACAAGGUACUACCGCCAUCUAAUUUGACGGGAGGAGAGGACUAUUAUUUGCCGCCUCUUACUGUUGAAGAAGACGGCGGCUACUACGAUGAUCCUCCACCGUCCAUCGGGGGCGGCUAUCCUCCACCAUCCGAUUCGUCAACGCUCUACUCACCAAGCGACGCGAAUGAUUUCAGCUGCUUCCAACCUGCCGCCUUAUUGCCCGAUUUUUCAACGCCGCCGUCGACGUCGUCAAGUAGCCAUUUGACGGCGGAGGAAGAGCUGAAGAUGCAUCAUCGUGACGUCAUCAUCAGCUACUCCGGCCAGCAAGGAAACUAUUCACUUUUGGAGUAGUACAUAUAUGCUGUAGUACAAAAAUGGUAUCAAGAGAAUAUGAAUUAGCUCUAUCUAGUGCUCCUCCGUCUCGACGAUAAAGCAAACAGAUCUCUACAUGUACUCAAAUUAUUUUUAGAAAAAAAAAUUACAUAUUUAGAAACUACAUUAAAAGCUUUACAAAGUCGCAAAAACCAGAAUCAAAUUUGAUAAAAAUUUGAUAUAUAAAGUAAGAGAUUAAGAGUGAUUUACGUUGAUAAGUGAAUAAGAAAAGUAGUUUACAAAAUGGGAUUGAGGGAGUAAUUGUUUUUAUCAUUGAUUAAUUAUUAGUUGUUGGAAGUUAGAAAUGUAUUUGAUCGAAUGGUUAGAUUUAACGUGACAUUCAAAUUAUUAUUAUAUGGAGUAAAUUAU
Cuscuta europaea is the source of this 1548-nucleotide messenger RNA. The record is from the annotation of a GenBank genome assembly. Lineage: Eukaryota; Viridiplantae; Streptophyta; Magnoliopsida; Solanales; Convolvulaceae.